Molecule: messenger RNA, 421 nt
Organism: Funneliformis geosporum
Lineage: Eukaryota; Fungi; Glomeromycota; Glomeromycetes; Glomerales; Glomeraceae
Source: the annotation of a GenBank genome assembly
AAAAAUGAUGGGACUAAAUAUGAGCGCGAAAUUUACAACAUUUUAGAAUCAUCACAAGACACAGAUUCAUGGAUGACGAACGUUAGAAGUGGAAAUGGAGAUAAAGGAGUUGAUACCCUUUCAUAUUACAAAGACAUGUCAUUGAUGAUACAAUGCAAAGAUCAUGCAAAGAAAGUGGGCAUUAAACAUCUGAGAGAAUUGAAUGGAAUAAGGCCCUAUGAUUCCAAUUUGUUGAGAAUAAUGGUUUCGAAAAGCGGUUACACAGCAAACGUAUUGAAAUCCAGGAAAAAAUAUAAAAAUUUAAUGCUUACAGAUGGAAAAAAUUUAAUGCCAGAAGUUAAGAAUUAUUACAAUAAAUACAAAAAAAAUAUCGAAAAAAAAAAUGCGAUAAUGCAUAAGAAAUGCAAGAAGUUAUCUGAAA